AUGGGAUCUACCACCCUCCCGUACAUGGAGACCAAGCCUAAGCUCAUCUUUUUCACCGACUUUGAUGGGACGAUCACCGUUGACGACAGCAAUGACCAUAUGAUCGACAACCUUGGCUUCGGCAAGGAAAAGCGCCUGGUGUUGAACGACCAGGUCCUUGAUGAGACCCUGAGCUUCCGGGAUGCCUUCCGUCAGAUGCUCGGCAGUAUCAAGACCCCUUACGAUGAGUGCAUUCAAAUACUGUUGAAGAACAUGAAGUUGGACCCAUACUUCGAGGAAUUCUACUACUGGGCCAAGGAUAACAAUGUCCCCAUUGUUAUUCUGUCGUCAGGAAUGCACCCUAUUAUCAGUGCUCUCCUGGAGAAGUUCCUUGGCCACAAGCCCGCCAACCACCUCACUAUCAUCGCCAAUGAGCCCGUGAGCCGGGAUGGCAAGGAUAUCAACAGCGAGGGCGGCUGGCAGAUUCAAUAUCACGAUGAUAGCCACUUCGGCCACGACAAGUCCUUGGAAAUCAAGCCUUACGCAGCGCUGCCAAAUGGAGAGCGCCCAAUCCUUCUUUAUGCGGGAGACGGUGUCUCUGACUUGUCUGCCGCUGCUGAGACCGACCUCCUCUUUGCGAAGAAGGGCAAAGAUCUGGUGACCUAUUGCCAGCGCAGAGGUAUGCCCUACACCACCUUCGAGAACUGGUCCACUAUCCUUGAAUCCACCAAAGAUAUCUUGAGCGGUAAGGUGACAGCUGGUGAGGUGGCUGCCAAGGCCUCCCUCGGCCAGUAG
Penicillium salamii is the source of this 774-nucleotide messenger RNA. NCBI's taxonomy places the organism in Eukaryota, Fungi, Ascomycota, Eurotiomycetes, Eurotiales, Aspergillaceae. The record is from the annotation of a GenBank genome assembly.